Strigops habroptila (Kakapo) is the source of this 1846-nucleotide messenger RNA. It is a transcript of the gene SNX7, whose product is annotated as sorting nexin 7. The transcript is spliced from 9 exons. Bases 200 to 1531 code for a protein of 443 amino acids. Lineage: Eukaryota; Metazoa; Chordata; Aves; Psittaciformes; Psittacidae. The record is from RefSeq and is a predicted model, not a curated record. Gene Ontology annotation, molecular function: phosphatidylinositol binding.
UCACGGGAGAGGCUGCGGCCUCCGCCACAGCCCCGCCGCCCUGCGAGGGGCAGGCCCGCCGCCGCUUCCCGCUUCCUCCGGGCCCCGCAGCGCUGCCCUCCCGCCGCCGCUUCCACUCCUGCGCACUGGGGCGGGCGGCCCAUUGCGGCCCCCAGGGGAGCGGCUGCGGCGGGGCCGCCGCCCGCGCUCGCCGGGCAGGAUGGCGGCUGAGGGCCGGGUGCUGGCGCCGCCGCUCCGCCCGCCUUCCCCCGGCGGCGGAGGGGCCGGAGCCCCCGGCGCGGUGCCGGGGCCGCUGCUCGCCGCUGAGGUGCUGGCGUUGGACGAUGAGGAGGACGACCUGGAGGUGUUCAGCAAGGAUACAUCACUGACUGAGGUAAACUCAUUCAGUUCUUCAGUGCCAAUAUCCCCCUCAUCAAUGAGAAACCAGUAUAAAUUGGAAGAUGAACCAGAAUUAAGAGAUCUCUUCAUUACAGUCGAUGAUCCUGAAAGCCACAUUACAGCCAUCGAAACGUUUAUUACUUACAGAGUAGUCACAAAGACAUCCCGGGGUGAAUUUGACUCCAGUGAAUAUGAAGUUCGAAGACGGUACCAGGAUUUCCUUUGGUUGAAGAGCAAACUUGAAGAAGCACAUCCAACACUGAUUAUUCCUCCAUUGCCUGAAAAAUUCAUCAUGAAAGGAAUGGUGGAACGAUUCAGUGAUGAAUUCAUUGAGACUCGAAGGAAAGCUUUACAUAAAUUCCUGAACCGUAUUGCUGAUCAUCCAACUUUAACUUUUAAUGAAGACUUCAAAAUUUUUCUUACUGCACAGGCCUGGGAACUCUCCUCCCACAAGAAGCAGGGUCCUGGUUUGCUGAGCAGAAUGGGACAGACCGUCAGAGCUGUAGCAUCCUCAGUGAGAGGAGGAGUUAAAAAUCGUCCUGAAAUGUUUACAGAAAUGAACAAUUACAUGGAAGCAUUUAGUCAGAAAAUCAAUGUACUUGACAAAAUCGCUCAUAGAAUUUACAAGGAAGAAAGGGAGUAUUUUAAUGAAAUGAAGGAAUAUGGCCCCAUCCACACACUGUGGUCAGCAUCAGAAGAAGAUAUAGCAGAGUCCCUAAAAGGUGUUGCCAGCUGCAUUGACAAGUGUUGCAAGGCUACAGAGAAGAAGAUGGCAGGGCUCUCUGAAAACCUGCUGCCCAUUCUACAUGAAUAUGUCCUCUACAGUGAAAUUCUGAUGGGUGUUUUGAAAAGGAGAGACCAAAUUCAAGGCGAGCUCGACUCCAAAGUUGAUGGCAGUAAAAAGACAGAAAAGGAUCUGUUCUCAGAAGAGAUUGGGAAACUCGAAGACAAAGUCGAAUGUGCCAAUAAUGCCCUGAAAGCAGAUUGGGACAGGUGGAAGCAAAACAUGCAGUGUGAUAUGAGAUCAACGUUCACUAAUGUGGCUGAGAAUAACCUCCGUUAUUAUGAAGAGUGCCUUGCUACAUGGGAGUCCUUCCUAGCAUCUCAAACAGUGGAACUUCAUAUGGAAGAAGAUUCUGAAGACAGACCUUGAGUAAUAUCUCUGCUCAACCUCUGCAUAGUCCAUGCAGUUUUUCCCGACCAAAGUGCUUUAUACAAGAUCAAAUACAUCAUUAAAUUUAACUGUUAAGAAUCAGUGAAGCCAGCUUAUUGAAAACUCAGGUAUUCUAGUCCUGAAGUACAUUUUGGAACAUGCUAUAUAUUGCUUUAUAUUGCUUAGCUGUGAUUUUACAUAUUUUUAUGCAAGUGUUUGCAUACAAUCGUUUUCAUAAAUAUUGCAUAAUUUGGAUAUAAAGUAUUUUAAAAAUGUGAAAAUAGCUCCAUUUUAAUAAAAAGUUUAAUAAGAAAA